CGAGGUACAUUAUUUUUUAUCGUGGUUUUAAUAUAAUUAAUUACAAGUAUAAAAUGGAAGUGAUAACUCACGGAGAAGUUGAUUUAUUCAUCGAUUGUAUCAAUAAAUCUAAAUUGGAAGAUCUCGGUUCAAAAAGAUGGUUUGAAAGUCAUGAUCGUUUACAAAAACUUAACCAACAAGCUACAAUAGAAGCAGUUGAACAUCGAGAAGAGUAUAUAAAAGAUCAAAUUAUCAGUCAUGGAAAAGUGCCUGUUAUUGUUUAUGAAUCUAUUUGUAUAGCUGUGUGGAGAGAAAAAGUAUUGCCAGAACUGCUGCGUUUAUCACGAAAUCCCGAUCAAUCAUUUACUAUAUACUUUGUUUUAUUUCACGAAACAGUUGCUAUUGGGCUGUUACAGAAGAUAUUAUUCCAUGAGGAUGGAGUGCAAGCACUUGGUUCACAUGCUUUGGAUUUAUUUGACCAUGUGUUUAUGGCAAUCACUCAUUUGGCUAUUGGGGAUUCAAACAACUUUAACCUUGGAACUCAAUCAAAAGACACUGAUAUUAAAGAUGAUAUCGAAGAACAAAAUUUGAAAAUACAAUUUGAAGUAGGCAUUGAAUGUAUUGGUAUUAUGUUUAAUAUGUUAUUGCAUAUAAAAAGUUUAUCACUAACAAUUGCCAGCAGAAUGACUAAAAACAAUGAUGUACCAAUGCUUAUUUGUCAUUUGUUAAAUAAUAAACCUUGGGUAAAAUCAGAAAAUGAAAAAACAUACAUAUUUCAAGAAAACGUAUGGAAAAUUAAAAAAACAAAUGAUAAUUUAAUACCAAAACAAGAAGCCCACCUAUGGAUGAGUCUUUACGAAUUUUUCAUGGCCGAACAAUUGCGUAAUAAUUAUGAAAUAACCCAUUUUAGAAAAAAAAAUCUUGUUCAACUACAGAGCUUAUUGAACGAUAAUAUUUUAAAUCAAAUUUCUCCUCUUAUAAAUUUAAAAGAAUGUUUAUAUCGGCUAACCUUAACUGAAGCAUCAAUGAUUAAUAAAAGUCCAAUUUUUAUAGAAAUUACAGCUGAAAUUAGAAAAACUCUUCAAGAAUCUUACUCUAAAAAAUGGAAAAAAAUUGCUAAGGUACAGUCAUCGUACUUGUUUGGAAACGAUAUUAAUGACAUUGCAAAAUCAUUAAGUAAAACAUAUGAAAAUAUAGCUAAUUUUGAAAUCCAAGAAAAAAUUUGUGCUAAUUGCCAGCAGCCAGCAAAAAACCGAUGUUCUCAAUGUAAAAUUAAAUGGUAUUGUAGUAGGAAAUGUCAAGUCAAUGACUGGAAUACACACAAAAAUAACUGUCUAAAAAUUUAAUACUAUAUAACCUUAGUUUAGUAACUUUUACUAAUUUUUAAUUCAAUUUUGUAUAAUUUCUUAUUCAUUUGUUUAUAAUCCAUCAAAUAUGAAAAAUAUUUGUCUUUUGUGUAAAUUAAUCAACUUAAUAUUUUUAUAAAAUUCUAAUCAUUAAAAAAACAAUAAUAAUAAUUAA
Daktulosphaira vitifoliae (grape phylloxera) is the source of this 1500-nucleotide messenger RNA. RefSeq names its product zinc finger MYND domain-containing protein 10 (gene Zmynd10). Gene Ontology annotation, biological process: motile cilium assembly; outer dynein arm assembly; inner dynein arm assembly. The transcript has 11 exons. The coding region runs from base 54 to 1325 and encodes 423 amino acids. The record is from RefSeq and is a predicted model, not a curated record. Gene Ontology annotation, cellular component: centriolar satellite; cytoplasm. NCBI's taxonomy places the organism in Eukaryota, Metazoa, Arthropoda, Insecta, Hemiptera, Phylloxeridae.